This is a messenger RNA of Odobenus rosmarus divergens (Pacific walrus), 758 nucleotides long. It is a transcript of the gene ZNHIT1, whose product is annotated as zinc finger, HIT-type containing 1. Gene Ontology annotation, biological process: chromatin remodeling. Gene Ontology annotation, molecular function: nucleosome binding. Lineage: Eukaryota; Metazoa; Chordata; Mammalia; Carnivora; Odobenidae. Gene Ontology annotation, cellular component: Swr1 complex. The coding region runs from base 67 to 531 and encodes 154 amino acids. The transcript has 5 exons. The record is from RefSeq and is a predicted model, not a curated record.
CCCCUUCCGCAGCGGGUGGCUUAGCGCGCGUGCGCAGUAGGCUCUUCCGUCAGCUGUGUUGUGGAAAUGGUGGAGAAGAAAACUUCGGUUCGCUCCCAGGACCCUGGACAGCGGCGGGUGCUAGACCGGGCGGCCCGACAGCGCCGCAUCAACAGGCAGCUCGAGGCCUUGGAGAACGACAACUUCCAGGACGACCCCCAUGCAGGACUCCCCCAGCUCGGCAAAAGGCUGCCUCAGUUUGAUGAUGAUGCAGACACCGGAAAGAAAAAGAAGAAAACUCGAGGCGAUCAUUUUAAACUUCGCUUCCGAAAGAACUUUCAGGCCUUGCUGGAGGAGCAGAACCUGAGUGUGGCCGAGGGCCCCAACUACCUGACAGCCUGUGCAGGACCCCCGUCUCGGCCCCAGCGCCCCUUCUGUGCCGUCUGCGGCUUCCCCUCCCCCUAUACGUGUGUCAGCUGCGGUGCCCGAUACUGCACCGUGCGCUGUCUGGGGACCCACCAGGAGACCAGGUGCUUGAAGUGGACUGUGUGAGCCUGGGCAUCCCCGGAGGAGAGGGCCUUCCGCGCAUCACCCCAGCCUCGGAGAGGGCUUGGCCAAAGGGAGAGGUGCUCUUCUGGACCUAGAGAGGAGCCGUUCGCUAGUUCAGCAGAGCUGUGUCCAACCUGCCAGGGAAGAGCAGUCUUACUCCCAGGGACUGUGUGCAGGGAAGUGGGCUGGGCCCUCCGCGUGCUGUUGUAAUAAAAGGUUUCAUACCAGGA